AUGUAUUCUCAUAUUCGAUUACUUGAUGAGCUGCGUAAUACUGAACCAAGCGAUUUCAAAAAUUAUUUGAGAAUGGACAGUGACACAUAUAAGUCGCUGUUGGAAUUAGUUCGAGACAAGAUUACGAAACAAGAUACAUUUAUGAGGAAUGCGAUAACUGCCGAGGAAAGGCUGACAGUUACUCUAAGAUAUUUGGCAACAGGAAACUCCUACGAGGAUUUAAAGUUUAGCACAGGAAUUUCUCCGCAGUCUUUAAGCAAAAUCAUCCCUGAGACGUGUCAGGCUAUAUACGAAUCAUUAAAACAGGAUUACUUAAAGGUACCUUCCACAGAGGAGGAGUGGAAAAAAAUUGCCAGACAGUUUAAAGACGUUUGGCAAUUUGAGAACUGCUUAGGAGCGAUAGACGGUAAGCACGUCCUCAUAAAAAAACCGGCACAAAGUGGUUCGUAUUAUUAUAACUAUAAAGGCACCUUUAGUGUAGUAUUAUUUGCUAUCGUUAAUGCCAAUUACGAGUUUAUAUAUGUGCACACGGGUACUAAUGGUCGUGUAUCAGAUGGUGGAAUAUUGUGUGAGACGAGAAUCUAUAAGCGUUUGGUUACCAAAACAUUAGAAAUUCCAAAUCCUGUUCAACUGCCUGGAAUGGACGAUGUAGUACCAUACGUAUUCAUUGGCGACGAGGCAUUUCCAUUAAUCCCAAAUCUAAUGAAACCAUAUUCUCAAAAGCACAUAACGCACGACGAAAAGAUAUUUAAUUACCGUCUCAGCAGAGCUAGACGGGUUGUGGAGAAUGGAUUCGGUAUAUUAGCAUCGCGAUUUAGAAUAUUCUUGCAACCCAUAGCAAUUGAUGUUAAGAACAUUGACAUAGUAGUACUGGCGUGUUGUGCAUUGCACAAUUUUCUGAGAAAACUAUCAAAAGGCAAAUACAUAACGGAAGUUUCUAUUGACCGUGAAGAUAUGAACAACAGCACUAUAAUUCCCGGAGAGUGGCGACAAACUGGAAAUUUGAGGGGCUUAGAAAAAACCAAAAUUACUAACGCAACAGUGUCAACUAAAAACGUAAGAGAUAGCUACAAGCGCUUUUAUAAUAGUACUGGGCAAGUCGCAUUUCAAGAACAAAUGAUAUCAUAA
Messenger RNA from Photinus pyralis (common eastern firefly), 1128 nucleotides. Its product is annotated as protein ALP1-like. Lineage: Eukaryota; Metazoa; Arthropoda; Insecta; Coleoptera; Lampyridae. The transcript is spliced from 2 exons. The coding region runs from base 1 to 1128 and encodes 375 amino acids. The record is from RefSeq and is a predicted model, not a curated record.